This is a messenger RNA of Ruditapes philippinarum (Manila clam), 1308 nucleotides long. RefSeq lists its product as uncharacterized. The record is from RefSeq and is a predicted model, not a curated record. The coding region runs from base 85 to 1293 and encodes 402 amino acids. The transcript is spliced from 4 exons. Lineage: Eukaryota; Metazoa; Mollusca; Bivalvia; Venerida; Veneridae.
UAAAGUUUGCAGUGACGGAUAUCUAAUACAGCUCGCGUAAUAAAGAAAACAGCUUAUAAGUCUUUAAAGAGUUUAAAAGACAAUAUGUCUGUUAAACAGAGGAUUGUGAUAAUUGGCUAUAUAUGCACGCAUUUAUUUUACGUACUUGUUUCCCUGUUUGUGUACGGCGCGUAUUUCACAGGUGAUGUCUCUUUGUAUAAUGUUUACAAAGACAGCCGUGAGGAAAAUGGAACUCUGUUGGUAAAGGAGGAAGUCACGGGAUAUAUAAAUAGAGCAGAGACCUUGAGAUGUGUUGCAAAUGCAAACAACAGUGCAAUAAGUAACUGUUCAUUACAAAAGAAAGCAAAUCCCUCUGAGAUGAAGUAUAUAGUUGUGACGUUGGUCCUGCUGUUUAGCUUUUAUAUAUCAAGUAUGGUUGGAAUGGCGUAUAUACUUUGUCGGUCAACCAGACGACGGAAGUUACUUUUCAAGGCUGUAUUUACAUUUAUAGUGACAAUAUACAUCCUUUUCGUCAUUGCUCACGUGCUAUAUGCAGAACUUGCGGGAAAAGCUGACGGCUUCAGCUGGCAUGACCUGUCACCGAUUUUCUUCAUAGGAUUUGCCAAUGUUCUGGUCACGCCAUUCGUUUCAAUUGUGUUCAUUUUACUAGCUCACGAACGAGGGAAAAACAUCGUGAAGACAAACGGCUUUAUUUACGCAAAAUUUGGCAUUUCUCGGUUAGAAAGCAUCGGGUCGGAUGACGGAAUAGCCAAUGAAAUAGAUAUGCAAGACGAAACAUUGUCCAUGCAAACUCUAUCAAUACAAGGAAGUGAAAACGUUGCUACUUGUGCUAGUAAAAUACAACAAAUGGUUAAACAAAUUUGGAGACCGGAAUUGGUCGGUUUUGGACGUGACGCAAAAGGAUUACGUCAUUCGGCAAUUAACAUAACCGAGACUAAACCAAUCGGAAACGAGAACGCGUAUCGGGCUUACUUAAAGAAAAAGAUGGAGAUCCAGAAAAUGAUUUGUAAAUGCGGCUGUAAACUGACAUCUCCCAGUGACUUUCCGAAAAUAAAAUCUGUUCUAACAGAAGCCUUUGUGAAAAGUAAUUCUUGUUUACAAUCAAGGCUAAACAGUGAUGUCAAUGAAUUUUACUUAUUUCACGGGAUUCCUUUCGACCAUCUUGAAUCCAUUGAACGAGAAGGACUUGAUUUUGAAAAAUAUCGGUAUUCUCAACUUGGAAAGGGGGUUUACUUUUCAGAGGACCCUGUUAAAGCCGACCAGUACACAGGUAAAGUAUCACAUCGUGUUUGAGAGAUUCGUUUUACA